Molecule: messenger RNA, 459 nt
Organism: Nematocida parisii ERTm1
Lineage: Eukaryota; Fungi; Microsporidia
Exons: 1
Coding region: 1-405 (134 amino acids)
Biological process (GO): DNA-templated transcription
Molecular function (GO): DNA-directed RNA polymerase activity
Source: RefSeq, a predicted model, not a curated record
AUGCAAAUAUUCGUCAAUUCUUUCACUCUUUCCGACAUAGAUGUAGAUGGAAAGGCCUUUGAUGAGGUUUCCAGGGGAGUGUUCACAAAUGAAAGCACAACUUUAAUAAUGGACUAUCAUGCAGGAUUGUUUAAUCACAAAAAAAUGGACAAAGUAAAUAUUGCACUUUUUUCAGAAGAAGCAGAUUUCACAGAGAAGGACAUUCCCGAGAAGUAUGGGUAUUUAAUGGGAAAUGGAAUAGUAUAUGAAACAAAGAUAAAUGGAAAUCGGCAGACUAUAGACAUUUCCUUUUCAGGCCUUUUAGUGAGUUUAGAUAUAGAAGUGGGCAUAAUAAAAGAUAUAAAUAACUACAAGAGGCUGUAUAUAGGUGUUGAAGGCACACAACAGCACAAAAACCACAAAUAAAAUUGGCAAAAUACAGAAAUAUGGCCUAAUAAUAGAAUAAACGCUGACAGCACU